CAUGAUAUUUGUUUCACAGAUCCUCUUUGAAUCGUGUAACGAGUAGAACGGUAAUCGUACGUACUUUUCGUUGAUUCUGGAAAGUUGUACGUGUUUCAUUUAAGAAAGAUCAUUGUUUUUUUAAACCUAAAGCAGAUAGAUAUCUUUAUGAAAAUGGCAUACCGUGAUCGUGAACGUAAUGAUAGGAGAGGAGGAGCACGUGGAGGUGGUCGUUUCAAUGGCCGAGAUGGAAGUGGAGGAGGUGGAAGAUUUGGUAGUAAUUCUAGUAGAGAUAGUAGUUUUGGAAACAAUAAUUUUAAAAACCGUCAACCUGGAGAAAGACUUCGAAAGCCAAGAUGGGAUAUGAGUGCAUUACUGCCAUUUAGAAAAGAUUUCUAUCAGCCUCAUCCUAAUGUUACAACUAGAAAUUCACAUGUAGUUGAGUCUUACCGUUCAGACAAAGAAAUCACUGUUAAAGGAGCAAAUGUACCAGGGCCAAAUAUAUUUUUCGAAGAAGGUGGAUUUCCGGAAUAUGUUUUGAAUGAAAUCCAUAGACAAGGUUUCGGAGAACCAACUGCAAUUCAGGCACAAGGUUGGCCUAUUGCUUUGUCUGGACGUGAUAUGGUUGGAAUUGCUCAAACGGGAUCUGGAAAAACAUUAGCAUAUAUUUUACCAGCAAUUGUACAUAUAAAUCAUCAACCAAGAUUAAAUCGUAAUGAUGGGCCUAUAGCUCUGAUUUUAGCACCAACAAGAGAACUUGCACAGCAAAUUCAACAAGUUGCAUCAGAUUUUGGUAUCUCAUCACAAGUAAGAAAUACAUGCAUUUUUGGUGGAGCUCCAAAAGGUCCUCAAGCUCGUGAUCUUGAGCGAGGUGUUGAAAUUUGUAUAGCAACACCAGGGCGUCUUAUUGACUUCCUAGAACGUGGUACAACAAAUUUACGUAGAUGCACAUAUUUAGUACUUGAUGAGGCAGAUAGAAUGCUUGAUAUGGGCUUUGAGCCACAAAUUAGAAAAAUUGUAGAACAAAUCCGACCUGAUAGACAAACUCUUAUGUGGUCAGCAACUUGGCCAAAGGAAGUUCGUAAUCUUGCAGAGGAAUUUUUAACUGACUAUAUACAAAUUAACAUUGGCUCUCUGCAAUUAGCUGCCAAUCAUAACAUCCUUCAAAUUGUUGAUGUAUGUGAAGAAUUUGAGAAAGAGGGUAAACUUAUGAAACUUUUAGAAGAAAUAUCAAAUGAACCAGAAAAUAAAACUAUUAUUUUCGUUGAGACUAAGAGGAAAGUAGAUGAUAUAACACGUGCAAUUAAUAGGUAUGGAUGGCAAGCAAUUGGCAUCCAUGGAGAUAAAAGUCAACAAGAAAGAGAUUAUGUAUUAAAUCAGUUCCGGAAUAGCAGAUCUGCCAUUCUAGUAGCUACAGAUGUUGCAGCAAGAGGAUUAGAUGUGGAAGAUGUUAAGUUUGUCAUAAAUUUGGAUUACCCGUCCAAUUCUGAAGACUAUGUACACCGCAUUGGUCGUACAGGACGUUCACAGAGAACGGGAACCGCAUAUGCAUUUUUCACUCCUAAUAAUGCACACAAGGCUAGUGACUUAAUUCAAGUUUUAGAAGAAGCAAAACAAGUUGUAAAUCCCAAAUUGUAUGAAUUAUCAAGAAAUCCAGGCAUCUAUAAAAGAGGCCGUUAUGGAGGACGUAGCGGCGGCGGUGGUGGACGUGGUUCUGGAGGCCGUGGUGGUAAUUCCCGUGGUUUACGAGGUGGUCGUGACGGAGAUAGGAGUGGCAGAUUUGAUCGUUCUAAUAACAGUGGAGGAGACCGAGGAAAUAAAUGGAAUGGCAAUAAUAGCAGUAUGAGCUCAAAUAAAAAUUGCAUGGGUGGAGGUAACUACAAUAGCAAAGCAUUUUCUCAGAACACUUAUGGAGGAGGUUCCGGUGGAGGUUCCAGUGGUUACAGUCAAAAUGGUGGAUAUGGAGGAAGUGGAGGCGGAGGUGGAGGUAGCAGUAAUUAUAGACAACAAAAUGGCUAUUAAUUUAAAAAGAAGUUUGAAAGAAAAUUUUCUGUAAUAUAGUAAAAAAAUGAAACGAACG
This is a messenger RNA of Frieseomelitta varia, 2059 nucleotides long. Its product is annotated as ATP-dependent RNA helicase dbp2-like. Gene Ontology annotation, molecular function: RNA binding; ATP binding; RNA helicase activity. The coding region runs from base 148 to 2001 and encodes 617 amino acids. The transcript has 6 exons. Lineage: Eukaryota; Metazoa; Arthropoda; Insecta; Hymenoptera; Apidae. Gene Ontology annotation, cellular component: nucleus; cytoplasm; ribonucleoprotein complex. The record is from RefSeq and is a predicted model, not a curated record.